UCUAUCAGGUCCAGGGGCGGACUGACUACUCAUGGAGCCCCCGGACAGUAGGGGAUCAUGAGGCCCCUGUGUUCCUUGCCCAAACUCAAUAAAAGCCUAUGAAAAAGGUACCAGGGGCAUCUCAUGGGGCCCCUACUGACCCGGGGCUCUCGGGCAGUGCCCGGGUUUCCAAAUGGUCAGUCCGCCCCUGGUUGGACAAAUGCCUUCUGGGCAAUGGACAACACAGAAAUGAUCGUUGCCAUUAACUUUCCAACUCUUGGCCCAGUCUAUAAUGGAGGUGACAAG
Molecule: messenger RNA, 285 nt
Organism: Staurois parvus
Lineage: Eukaryota; Metazoa; Chordata; Amphibia; Anura; Ranidae
Source: the annotation of a GenBank genome assembly